Messenger RNA from Planococcus citri (citrus mealybug), 8670 nucleotides. RefSeq names its product zinc finger protein ZIPIC-like. The record is from RefSeq and is a predicted model, not a curated record. Bases 244 to 2541 code for a protein of 765 amino acids. Gene Ontology annotation, cellular component: nucleus. Gene Ontology annotation, molecular function: DNA-binding transcription factor activity, RNA polymerase II-specific; zinc ion binding; RNA polymerase II cis-regulatory region sequence-specific DNA binding. Gene Ontology annotation, biological process: regulation of transcription by RNA polymerase II. Lineage: Eukaryota; Metazoa; Arthropoda; Insecta; Hemiptera; Pseudococcidae. The transcript is spliced from 7 exons.
CAAUUUGGUUUCGGUGCCCAGGUCCAGGUAAGAAAGUCCCGCAAAAACUUGUUCAACUGGAACGUUCCCCCCACGAGGCGCUCAUACACUUGCCCAAUUUUAAACAUGGCGCUUGCUUGAGUUUAUUUGUUUACGUUGCACCUUCCUUUAAACGCCCAUUUUUCGUAAUGUAGUUUGAUUACAUUAUUUUAAGUUCAGCUUUUCUCUAUAUUUUAAACUCAUUUUAAUUAAUGCCGUGCAAGUAUGACUGAUCCAUCGGUUGGAAAGUUCGACUUUCUUUGUCGACUAUGCAUGACUUCGUUGGUGAACGGAGCUUACGAAAUUUUUGAAGAAAACACGCAAAUCUGGAAGAAAAUCACCGUUUGUUUGCAGAUCAAGAUCGAACAAAAUGACGAAUUACCUAAAUCCAUAUGUAAAAGCUGUGUUACGAAAUUAGAUGAUUUCUACAGUUACCGCGAAUCGUGCUUACGAACUGAAGUCAUCCUAAUAAAUUGUAUCUCCAAUUGUAAUUCAACUUCGCAGCGACCUUUGAAAUCAGAUAAUAAAGAAAAUGACGAUACAGAAAAAGAAAAGAUCGACGAUAACGAAAACGAAACCAGCCCGAAGGAAAGUGGCGUCGAAGAAUCCUUAUCAGAAGAAAAGAACCUGGCAGUGGAUAAAAUCAAGAAAGAAGCUACCGAAAACAAUAUCUCGGAUGUUGAGAUGUCUCCGAGUGAAAACGUUGGUUUAAGUGAGGAUGAAGAAGAUGAAGAAAUGGACGAGGACAAAGAAGGAGACGCUUCAAUAGCGAAUGCGAACGCUGAUAAGUCUCCUCUAACUAGAACUGCCUCUUUACCUGAACUCGCCGAACCUUCGCCCGAAGAUUACGUACUCAUGAAAGAAGAAACUUUCAAUUUAGAUCCUGUUAAAGAUGUUGGUACGAGUCGAGGAGCAACCUCGAGCAUUUUAGCUGAUUACUUAAUCGAAUUUAGUAAUUCGAAAAGCGGAGAGAAUGAUAUGAAAGAUAAAGACGUUAUGGAAUCGCAGAGAUUAAGACGAGAGGUUCUUCCGCCUAUGUGGGAUGUUUACGAGAAAUCAAUUACCGAAAAAGAGAAUAUCUGCGCAGACGGCACAAACGGCGAGAAAGAACGGACGGUAAAGGUGACUCAUCGUCGAUACAUUAUAAACAAGGGUGCGUUUCCUUGCUCUCUUUGCGGCGAAUGUUUCGAAUUCGAUCAAGGCAAACGACGCGACGACUUCUCCGAAGAAAAAUCCAAACUGUACGAUUGCCUAACCUGUGGCAAGGUGUUCCCUCGUCGUAGUUCGUGGAAACGCCACCAAAGUACUCACGAAGAUGUGAAACCUUUCGUCUGCCGUAUGUGCAACAAGGGCUUUAAUCGUAAAGAACAUCUUAGCAGGCAUCUGCUGUCUCAUGGUAGCGUUCGCCCGUACUCGUGUAACGUCUGCAGCAAGCAGUUCGUACGUAAAGAGCAUCUGACGCGGCACCAGCUCUGCAAUCCGGCCUGUGCUGUACCUGUGGACAACGUGUUGCGUCCGUUCGGCUGUGAUGUAUGCUCUCAAGGAUUCGUACGUAAAGAACACCUAAUUCGGCAUCGUAAACGAGCCCAUGAUUUAGAUCCACCCGAAGGAGAAGCUGAACCGAAACCGUUCACGUGUAACGUUUGUACGAAAACAUUCACGCGACGAGAACAUUUGAAACGACAUCAACUCAUUCAUCAGCGAGAUUUUUCCAAUAGCUCGUUAUCUUCAUUGGGAGCUAGAUUGUUCGGUACGGGAGUUAAUUCGAAAGACGACUCGUAUCAUUCUGAAGUGUCUAUUUUCCCAACUACUCCGAUCCUUCCGGAGAUCACAUUGAGCGAAAUUGGAGGCGGCAACGACGAUUCGGAGAACCGUAUGUACGACAGUUCAUUACAGAAUUCCAGCAGCAUGAUGGAAAACAACGAUGGAGAUCAUCUCGACGAAUCCGUUCAAUACGGAGUAGGCUGCGGUGACGAAGAUGUAGAAAUGGACGACGACGCCGACGAGCCAUUACCUCCGAUUCCGGUCUUGGAGAUGAACACGAAUGCGGUGAAUAUUACACCCACAGUGGCGGAUAUCACCAAGAGUAACACUUUCUGUAACGUCUGUUUCAAAAAUUUCUCUCGCCGGAGUCAUCUAUUGCGACACAUGAAACGAAUCCAUAGUAUGCAAUUACCGCCAUCGUCGCGGCGUAAACCGCAACAGCAGCCGCAGCCGACGGUACCGCAGCAGCCUAAAUCAGCGGGCGAUGAAAAUGGUAACUCGUUAACGGACUCUUCGGCGACGGCAGUAGCUACACCGACGCCGCCCGAACAAACCUACAAGUGUCAGUUAUGCGGUAAAGUAUUCUCCAGACGGUCUCAUCUAGAACGCCACGAAAAAAACAUUCACCAGUUGGAUAAAGAAGCCAAUCAACCGUACGAAUGCGUAACCUGCGGCGCAACCUUCAUCCAGAGUAAGCUGCUCGAUAAACAUAUGCAAGUGCACGGCAACACUGUGCCCGAAAAUUACGUGUGGAUGUGACGAAUGCUUUCGUUAUCGUCAAACGCUCGGACGACCAUUCUCAUUUGCGAGGGUAACGCGUGAGCUUGCUUUUCAUAUUUUUUUUCCGGCUGCAGUCAAUUCUCUCUCUCUCUCUCAUCGAUAGGUUUUUAUUCUAAUACGUAUAUUUAUUUUUUUCCUUUUUUAGUUUUAGAGCAAAAGUAAACCUACUCCCGCUCCCCCCCUCAACUAAGUUCAUUUUCACCCUUGUACGUAAAAGUUAAGGAAUUGAAUUGAAGCAGGGAAAUACAAUGUCGGCUAAGUGCCAAUCACGUUUUUUACGGGAGAGCGAAAACGAGUUCGCAUAACAGGUACAUCUUAUAGAAAGCGCUAUCUCUCGGUGUUCCAUAGUACAACUUGGAGUCCAAGUUGUACUAUGGAACACCGAGAGAUAGAGCUUUUUAUAAGAUGUACCUGUUAUGCGAACUCGUUUACGCUCUCCCGUAAAAAACGUGAUUGGCACUUAGCCGACAUUGUAUUUCCCUGCUUCAAUUACUCUCCGAAUGAAGUUUAAUAACCUUCGAGUUCGUUCUCCCCCCUUCUCCUCUUCCCCAUUUUCUUAUUGAUUUCUUCAUCUCUCUCUAUCUUUCUCUCUCUCUCUUUUGUGUUAUUUUUUUUCUCUUCUUGUUUUAAUCAUGUGACUGUUUUUUAUUUUUAUUAUACGUACCCCAUCAUUUUCAUUUUAUUUUCUCCUCCUUUUUCCCAUCUUUUAAUUUAGUGUUUUUAUUUCCUUUCUUAAUGAGAUAGCAGUAUUUUUUAAGAAACACUACGUAGACAAGUAUUUUUCAAGCGUUUUGUUAUUUAUUAUAGUACAUACUAUAAUAUUAUUCGUCUCGAUGAAAGCUACGAGACGCGUGGAAUUGAUCAAUUUUUAUCCUAUAAUCGGGUUACACGGUCUUGAAUUUUGUGCAUUCCUUGUUGUUAUUGUUUUGUUGACGAAUUUUUUUCGCUAGUUUUUCCUUUCCUUUUUUUUUUUAGUAGGUAGUUGAAUUUACCAUUGUGUUUUUCUUCAUUGUGUGUUUCGUGAUUUCGACUGGAUUGAAUUUGUUGGUCAAUGUUGAAGGAUCUGUGUGGCUGAAUGACUCGUGGUUUUAAAAUGAUUAGUAGUACAUAUUUUGAUGGAUUUUUUUUUGGAGGUAUUGAGGCUGAAUUUUGGAAAACGUUUUUUCUGAAAUCGUGUUAGGUAAUGAUUUUUUUUUUAGUUUUCGACAAAUUUUAACGUUAAUUUUGAAACGUUUUCAGCUGGUAAAAUGGUGCUUUUUUAGAAGACGUGUAUUUUUUUGAGUAAUUUUUCAGCUGUCCUUUAGCGUUACCAACUUAUUCUUUCGUCGAAUUUACGAUCCAUUUUUACAUAUAAAUCCUCACCUGGAGUUGACAAAAAUUGUGUGCAUUUUGGUGCUGUUUUUAUGCAUGGUACAGUUUUGUUAGAUGACUUUUUACUCAUUCUAGCAUUAUUUUUUUUUGAAAAAUUUUUUGAAAGUGAAUUUUUUAAAUUUGAGCCACUCCUACCUUUUUUAGAUCUCACAAGGUAACCUCUUGAGAUGUCUCCCUCCGAUUUGAACGGGAUCGCGAUUUUUGAAAAGAGCAUAGUCUAAAACCCCUAAAACCAAAUUUUCAGCUGCCCAAGUUCAUUUUUCGAUUUUUGGCGAAUUUUUGAAAAUUCAAAAUUGACUGUUUUUGGCGAUUUAUGCUUUUUUUUUAAAAGUACGUACUUGAUCAGUAAAAAUGGUCAAAAUAAGUCCCAAAAUUAAUAUUAAUUACUCAAAUCCAAAUUUUACCAUUUCCAGCCAUUCUGGAGCCUCCAGUGCGAUUUUUCAAUUUCUCCAGAAUUUUGAGUUUGCUCCAGAGGGCGUGAAUAUGAAGUUGGGUAGCUAAAAAUCGAGUUGUAUAUUACAAUCGACUUGUUUAACGAGUUUAUCCACAUUUUGUGCCGAUUUUGAGAGUGACACUUCAAAAGUGGUUUUUUGACCAGCUUUUUUCAAAAUUAAAAAAUCCAAAAAAUCAAGUUUUCCGUUUGUUUGGAAAUUUUUGAAAUUCACGCAAAUCGCUGUAUUUUAUCCAAAACUAACCCCCCAAUCCAAAUUUCACAAUUACCAGCCAUUUUGGAGCCUCCAGCGCGAUUUUAAAUUUCUCCAGAGUUUUGAAUUUGCUCCAGAAGGCGUGAAUGUGCAGUUGGGCAGCUAAAAAUCGAGUUGUAUAUUACACUCGACCAGUUUAACGAGUUUAUCCACAUUUUGAGCCGAUUUUGAGAGUGACACUUCAAGAGUGGUUUUUUGACCACCUUUUUCAAAAUUGAAAAAUCAAAAAAAAUCAAAAAAAACCGUUUGUGAGAAAAUUUUAGAAAUUUGUGUGAAUUGCUGUAUUUCUCCAAGAACUAACUCCUGGAGCGCAAAUUCUACCAUUUCCAGCCGUUUUGGAGCGAGAGUGACACCUCAAAAAACCACUCUUGGAGUGUCACUCUCAAAAUCGGCUCAAAUGUGGAUAAACUCGUUAAACAGUUCGAGUGUAAUAUACAUUUCGAUUUUUAGCUGCCCAACUGCAUAUUUACGCCUUCUGGAGCAAAUUCAAAAUUCUGGAGAAAUUGAAAAAUCGCGCUGGAGGCUCCAGAAUGGCUGGAAAUGGUAAAAUUUGCAUUUGGGUAAAUAAUAUUAGUUCUCAUCUGGGACUUAUUUUGACCAUUUUUAUUGAUCAAUGAUCAAGCACGUACUUUUUUUUAAAAAAGCAUAAUAAUUCGCCAAAAACAGUGAAUUUUGAAUUUUCAAAAAUUCUCCAAAAAUCUAAAAAUGAACUUGGGCAGCUGAAAAUUUGGUUUUGGGGGUUUUAGACUAUGCUCUUUCCAAAAAUCGCGGUUCCGUUCAAAUCGGAGUGUGACAUUUCAAGAGGUUCCCUGUCAGAGUGAGGCAGGGGGAGGCGGUUCAGAUCAUUGAAAAUUUUUAUAGUUUGGUUGAAAAAAAAAAACCUAAAAUAUUAGCAAAGUUUUUGACUUCUUUUGCUUUGCACUUACUCCAACAAAAUAUUCAAUUUUUUUUUUUAUUCAAAUGAAAUUUGUCAAUUACGAUUAUUUUUAAAAAUUGCCAAUGCUUCUCAAUUUCGAAGUUAUCUAACAAUUUUGCUGUAAUUUCGAAUGCAUUAUUGUGCGUGCUAGACAGUUGAAGAAAACGUCUAAAAAAGGAAAAUCAGCGGUGCAAUUAUCAAUUUACAUUCCAUCCUAAUUACCCUACCAUUGUUAUAUAAUUUUUUGAUUCUGUUUUACUUAUGAAUAGUCUAUAUGAAUCAAGUUAGCGUUUAUUUGAUUUGCAUUUUACAGCGUAAAAAUUGAAACGAAUUUUAGUACACACCGAUCAUGUAUUACACAUUACGAAGUAUAAUGUGCCUAAUUUGUACGACAUUUGAAUGUAUUAGGGAAAAAAUACCUACGCAAAUUGAUUUUGCUAUAUACUAUUUAUAUUAACUACCUCACAGAAUACGUUUACCUUUGUGAUAUUAAUUGUUUUCCUUAUUAGUGAUUUUACGUAUCGCUUAACGAGUAUUGAUUUUAUAUUUGACCGUUGCAUGAUACACUUGAAAUUAUCAUGUUUUUUGUUUCUCUCGUUUAGUUUCGUUUUUUAUUUUCCAAUUGGUGCCUUUGAAUGUAUUUUGUUAUACCGCUUUGGCCUGAUAAUGAAGUAUUUAUUUAGUACAGCUUCGAAUAUGGAUUUGUACGCCUUUAUUGUGUAUGUAAAUGUAUAGGUUUUGUGGAGCGAUUAAUAGGUCGAAAUUUGCUCUCUAGAAAUGACCCACAUUUUAUAGCGAAUCGCCCGCAUUCAGAAAGGCUAAGAUCUUAUUCAAGGUGCUCUGUGUUGUUAUAGCUUGUUUUUUAUUUGUGUAUUUUUUUUGUUAUUGUUGCUUGUGCCGACGACGUAGUACUAAGUAGGUGUUAAAUUAGCUAGAUGAAUUAAUUGAAUUUUGAAAGCAGAGAGUUUAGGUUAAUUUGAUAAUAUUGAUUUUUUGAGUAGUGAAAUAUUAGUGUUUUUUCAAGUGUCGAUUGAGUCGUAAAUGUAGACGAUUAGUUCGAUAUCGAUUUUUUGAUUUUUUUUGUUCAAAUUUGGGAAAUUGGAGUUGAUAAAAUUCGUAUUUGGUUUGGAAUUUGUGUUGGAGAGAGAAAUGACAUAAAUUAAGGCGUUUCAAAUACUCAUUAAUUGAUUUUGGUUUCGAAAAAUUGAAAAAAAAAAUUAUUUAGGAUAGAAUGGAAAUUCAGAUAUUUUCCAAGGUUCGUUCAGUUUCCAAAUUUAUGCGAGGAGGGGCAAAUUAACUCACUUGUCCCUUCUCUGCUUUCUACAGCUCUGCUUUGAAUGAUAAUCGAGUGAUUGCUGGUCGAUCAUUUUCAUUCUCAAUUCAAUCAGCUUUAGAAUGAUUUAAUUUUCCCAAUAAAAUCGAUACUGCGCUGUAAUCGAUUCUACGUUUACGAUUUCAAUCGACAUAUUUAGUUAUUAGACAUUCCAUGAUUACGAAUGAGCUAUGCCGGUCAUAAUAUCGUCAGAUUUUCGAGGGUCCAAUGUGAAAAUUGCGCGCAUAUCUUUCACGAGAUUACUUAGCUCGAGUAUUGUUAAUUUUUUAUUUUUGCGUAGAAAAGUUUCACAAUUUUUUUUAUCUAUUCUAGUCGAAUCUAUAAUACGCGCUGGUAAAAAUUCGUGUGGAUCAAGAAUACAUUUUUUCCCCCAACACACGCUAGUCGAAGACCUUUGAAACAUAUCUUGUCAAAUAAUACUAUAGGCCUAGAAAAUAUUCAUCAUUUUGUCACGAGAGAAAAAAACCCUUGACGGAAAUCUGAUUUUCGAUCGAAUCGUGUUCAUAUUUAGUAUACUUGUUGUGGCUCCGUAAUUUAUUAUUUUUUUAUAAAAAAAAAAAAGAAAAAAAGGAGUGUGAUAUUUUUCAUCAUCGUUGAUUUCCUCUGAUAUUUUAUCAUCGUUUUACUCGUCGAAACAAUUACACGAUCAAAGUUAUGUACUGGCUUUUUUUUUUUUUUUAGAUGUAUUUGUAAUUAUUAAGUAAUUAUUUUUUUACAUACUUAUUUUUUUCUAUUUUUUUAGUAAAAUUAAUUAUGUUCAACACGUAUUUAUUUUCUACCGUGGAAUUGUUGAUUUUAUUAGUAAUACGUCUUUUCCAACAGAUUUAAAUUUUCACGAAGAGGAAUAAAGUUGAGCUAUGGAAACUUUUGGAUUUUUUAUUAAAUGGGAAUAGUUACCUGCGGCUCGACGAGGAGCUUUUUUUUUCAAUCGUUACCGAGUGUGGUUUUUUUUUGGUAUUUUAGAACUUUAUUUCUCUUCGAUUAUUUAUUAUUACGUACGUGUACAAGACGAAGUUGGAAAUGUAUUAUUAUUAUUAUUUUUCUAAAGGUAGAUUACUACUUAUGUGAAUGCAGUUUUCAUGUUUCUGUUUAUUAUUAUUAUUACGAUUACGAUUUUUUUUGUAUUAUUUUUUCUAGAUGUUUGAACAUCUAUUUAAAAAAGAGUAAUUACGCUUAUUUUAUUCACUACGAAUAUAGUACCGCGAUGUAAAACGCAAGCGAGCUUAUUUUUUUGUGUAAAUUUAUCAUUUAUUAAGAGUUGUUUGUUCGUUUGUCGAUAUUUAUUAGAGUUUAUUAAGCACGUACGAGACCUAUACCUGUACUACUUUCCUUGUUUUAUCUUCCUCCCUCCUUCAUCUGUUCCGUUUUCUAUUUACGAUUUUUUUGGCUACUGGUAAACCGCGAGGACCAAUUUUAACAUAUCAGACUGUGGUAAUAUCUUGUGAUAUUUUAAACGAAUACAUAAAAUCGUUUUUAAACAUUUCAACAGCGAAAGGUGAUCCGUAGGGUCAGAAAAGAAUUCACCCAAAAUUACGAAAUUUUCAUACUCUUACACCAUUUUAACGAUAUUAUAGUGACAGUUUCUCCUUGUUGUUUGUUUUUUUUUCCAUUAUGUAUAUUUUUAUUAUUAUUAACUGCACCAUUAUACCGUAAUUUAUAUUAUUUAAGAGUAUUAAUUAUCCUGCGGGUUUUGGUUAUAUAAAAUUUGAGAUUGUAUGCGUAAUACGUAUUUAUUUCCAUUAAAUUUAAUUUAUUGUUUAAAUAUAUACUGUGGGUAUGUUGUU